Molecule: messenger RNA, 1746 nt
Organism: Sclerotinia borealis F-4128
Lineage: Eukaryota; Fungi; Ascomycota; Leotiomycetes; Helotiales; Sclerotiniaceae
Source: the annotation of a GenBank genome assembly
AUGGGCGUUUUGUGCUCCAUACUUAAAGACGGCGAGGAAGCGCCGGAUAGUGAAUUCAAAGAGGUCCAAAGAGAGAAGCCGAGGUCUAGUAUCUUAAAGAUGCCUCAAUCUGGAAGACCUGGGACAAGAGCAAAGGAACUUUGGCGCGUUGCGAUCGAGAAGAGAGAAUUCGAUACUCCAGAGGAUUAUACCAAAGCUCUCAAAAGUCUUCAGCUAGCUGAACGGAGAACUGCCUUUGAUGCGGAAGCUGAAGAGCUGGCUUCAAACGUGGAGAAAAGGGCGGCAAAAAUUGUGCGCAGAAUCAGAAAUUACGAUUGGGACAAGACUUAUGGAAAACCCGUCGAUGGGAAAGGUCUUGCUACUGGUAAGAGAGCUCAAGGAGAGCACUUUUUGGGGAACGUGGAUCUCAUCAAUGGCACGAAGUUGAUGGAAAUUGCGAAACGGAUGCCAAAGGGCGCUCACCUUCACAUCCAUUUCAAUUCCUGUUUACCAGCACGAUUCUUGAUACAACAAGCGAGGGACGUCGAUGCAAUGUACAUUCGGAGCACUCUUCCUCUAACGAACUCGGAGAAUUACGCAGCUUCACGAAUAUCUUUCAUGGUAAUGACACCUCAUGAAGCGACUCACGAGAAGGGCGAGGAGAAAGAAAUCUAUGUUCCUCUGGGGAAUGUUUGGGAUACAGAUUACGUCCCCAAUAGAUGGAUGUCAUACAAGAAAUUCCAAGAAGAAUUCAACUUCAUGAACGGAAAUUGUCAAACGCUGAGCGGUACAACCGGUGCUGAAACAUGGCUUGAGAGAAAAAUGCAAAUAUCGGAAGAUGAAGCUCAUGGUUGUACUCAAACUGGUCGCGGUAUCUGGGAGAAGUUUAAUUAUAGGACUCAGAUGAUGAAAGGACUAUUUGCUUAUGAGUCGGCAUUUCGAAAUUAUACCCAAGAGUGCAUCAAGGAUUUUGUCAAGGACAAUAUUCAAUAUGCUGAGAUACGUCCCAAUUUCAUGGCUACGAAUUCACUGAAGUCUGAUGAUGGUACGAAAACUAUUGGUAAUGAAGGGAUUAUGAAAAUUAUCGAUGAAGAACUCCACAGGACCAUGCAGGAGAUUCGGAAUGACAAGCAGUAUUUCGGAGGCAUGAAAGUCAUAUAUUGCACGCCUCGCUCAUUUGAUAGGGUCCAGAUCGAGGUAGCGCUUGAUGAGUGCAUUACCUUGAAGAAGAGAUACCGAAAACUCCUGUGUGGUUUCGAUCUCGUGGGCCACGAAGAGAUGGGUAAUGAACUUCGACAUUUCGUGCCCGAAUUCCUUGCAUUUCGGCGAGAAUGCCGAGACCAAAAGCUAGACAUACCAUUUCUAUUUCAUUGCGGGGAGACACUAGAGGUCGGCGAUAAAGUGGACGGCAAUCUUUACGAUGCGAUAUUACUGAACGCGAAGAGAAUCGGGCAUGGUUAUGCAAUCGCGAGACACCCUGUCCUCAUGGAAAUAUUCAAAGAAAAGAACAUCGCGAUCGAAUCAUGUCCUAUUUCUAAUGAGGUCCUUGGUCUCACUCCCAGUAUUGCAGCACAUAAUCUCCCAAUAUUACUAGCAAACGAUGUGCCUUAUCAUCCUUAUCCCAUGAUUUCUAUCAACUGUAUGGAUACUGAGGAGAAGAAAGAAGUCACGAAGGAAUGGACUACCAGAUGGAAAGAUUACUGUCAAUGGAUUGUUGAUAAUUAUAGUUGGGUAAACGACUGGACACCGGCACCUGGUCGACAUUGA